Molecule: messenger RNA, 464 nt
Organism: Aspergillus pseudotamarii
Lineage: Eukaryota; Fungi; Ascomycota; Eurotiomycetes; Eurotiales; Aspergillaceae
Exons: 1
Coding region: 184-375 (63 amino acids)
Source: RefSeq, a predicted model, not a curated record
CCUGACCCGAUUGCCCUGGUUCUUGUCGGGAGGGAUCUGGCAGGUACUUUGUAGCUACUCGAUCUAUGUACUGUACAAUAUUCCACUUCAGAUACGGUAAACCCUGCUUCUUUUCCAUACUACGACUGCCUACAGUAUGUUGUAUUCAGGGUGUGUCCUGUAUCCCUGCCAUGGAUAACCAGAAUGAUGAGUGAUGAUGUAACCAAGGUCGAAGGCGACGAAGUGGUAUUUUUUCUUUUUUUUGCCUUGCUGUCAAACCCGGUCUUAUCGCACGUGGUGAUAGCGGUCGUCUCUGCUCCUGCGACCUUUCCUCUUCCGUCCAGCGGUGUCGCGUGCGUUCAGUCACGUGAGCAAUGCUUACCUCACCCGUGCUAGCCAAUCAAGGGCCGUGUCAUUUGACUAGGGGCAAGAAGACCCGCGCAAUCACAUGUGAAAUAAUCAAAUGAUCAGGAUAGACAGACGAU